Phytophthora megakarya is the source of this 1686-nucleotide messenger RNA. The record is from the annotation of a GenBank genome assembly. NCBI's taxonomy places the organism in Eukaryota, Oomycota, Peronosporomycetes, Peronosporales, Peronosporaceae.
AUGUCCCAGAGGAACUGUACCCACUGCGGAUCAACGAAGCACGACAACCUGGGUUGCUGGAAGCGGCUGACGUGCCAAAAGCGCGCCAGGAAGGGGCAACCAUCCGAUCAUUGCUUUUUCGUCUGCCGCGGAUGCGGAGAGAUGCACGAACCCGGAAAGUGUCCGAUGGAGGAAAUCUGGUACGAGCCAAGCGUUCUGAGAUCUGCAUUUAUGAUAGACGACAGCCAAAAACAAGAGUGUGUUGGCAUUGGAGAAAACGCGUAUAUGACAGAAGGACGUACCCGGAUCAAGAUCACGCUCGUAGGAGCAUACGUGUACUACUUCGACUCUUGGGUUGGAGAACUGACAGACCAAGAGGUGAUAUUGGGGAUGGACUUCAUGGUACUGGCAGGGAUCCGUCUUGACAUGGCCAUGGAGGUGGAGGCUACCACGAAGGAAGUCACCAUCGACGACAUACAAUUAGAUGAUCCACACGCGACACCGGAGGAAUGCGAACGACUGCGUCGUACCAUCUGGAAGCGACGCCACUUGCUGAUAGGAGCCGGUAACGCCUUACCACCUGCAGCUUUCGGAGCUAUUUGCGACAUCGAUGUCGGAACGGCAAAGCUGGUGGCACAACGAUGUCGACGGGUAGCGCCACAAUUCCGCGAGAAGUUGUCAAUGGUCAUCAAGGGACUGUUGUCAGCAAAGAUCAUCACUACCUCCACGUCACCUUGGGCGUCACCCAUAGUAGUCAUCAUCAAGGCUAGCGGGGUGGACAUCCGCCUCUGCAUCGAAUACCAGGUAGUGAACAGCUAUACGAGAUUGAUGGUAUACCCCAUGCCGUUGAUCAACGACCUCAUUGAAGACUUGGACAAGGCGCUCUCGUAUUGUUCCCUCGAUAUGGCUACUGGCUUCUGGGUGCAGAUCGUCGACAAUGCACUGUACGGUCAUAUGUGCAUCAAGCCCAAUCAGGACAGAUCGAACCCCGUUGACGUCUGCGAGGAAGGAGAGCCGGAACCGGAGCUUAAGCCGUCGACCCUCGGGCGGAGGUUGUAUGUGGACGACAUCCUUAAAGAGCUCGACGCCAUCGCCAACCUUCCGUUCCCCACUAAGCUGAAGGCAUUGCAGCCGUUCCUCGGAAGCUUGAAUUAUUACAGCCGCUUCAUUGAGGACUUCGCAGUCUAUACCACGAUCUUGUACAAGCUGCGGGAAACAGACUUUCACGAUAUUGCCAAGAUGAAUGCAGAAGAUGCUCGUGAGACGCGAACCGAUAAUAGCCAAAUAGCUGAGGGCGAGUCCGACAGGUGGGCGAAGAACGCAUUUACUAUGCUGAAAGCGAAGAUUAUCGCCACACCUGUCCUGAAACACUUCGACCCGGAACGCACCCCCGUCAUCGUGCUUUACGCGAACAAGUGGGCCAUAUCAGCGGCAUUGAUGCAGGAACACGAUGGUGUGUACCACCCGGUGACCUUCACCAGUCGCACGCUGAAGGCAAACGAACUCAGCUAUGGAGUGGUGGAUAAAGAGGUAUUGGCUCUUCUGCGGACCUUGGACGUCUGUUACUUGCAGCUGGAAACCAGAUCGAUCAAGGUCCUGUCGCGAUUCUCGACAUUGGCCUGGCUGCUCAAGUCGAACGGGAUAGCAUCCAAGAAACAGACUCGUAAAAUGAUCAACAUUCCUCCACCGACGAUCGAACAAGACUAG